This is a messenger RNA of Thlaspi arvense, 615 nucleotides long. The record is from the annotation of a GenBank genome assembly. NCBI's taxonomy places the organism in Eukaryota, Viridiplantae, Streptophyta, Magnoliopsida, Brassicales, Brassicaceae.
AUGGUAACGAUUACACUUUUUAACCCAUUUCAUCAAAGACUCAUAGAAACAACGGUGACAAAUGAAGCUUCCAUAGCCAAGAGCUGGAUCCUCAACGUGCGAUCAGAAAACCAAGAAGACCUAACGGUGAUCGUCUCUCUAAACUCCAAGAUUCAUCCUCGAGAUGGUGCAAAAGCCGCAACUCUUCAACUAUGCAUCAAGACCAAGUGCCUGAUACUCCAACUCCUUCACAUGAAUCAAAACACCAACGUUGAAGAAUGCCUUAGUGAUCUAUUUCACGAUGAGAGAUGUGUUUUUGUAGGGAUCAGUAUUGCGAAAACGGUCGCGAGGCUUGACGGGAUACUCAGAUUUGUUAAGAGAAUUGAUGUUCGUGAUCUGGUAAAGGUUAAUUAUCCUUUUAGUUAUGGUGUGAGAUCAAGGCCUGGCUUGAAGGCUAUGGCUAGGGAGCUGCUGGGUUUUGGUUCGUGGGAAACGAAAAGGGAGAUUUGUCCGAGAGAUUUUACUGAUGAAGUUCUUGAUGAUGAGGUGAUUAAGUUUUUGUCCAUUGAUGCUUAUGUUUCUUAUGAAAUUGGGUUUAAGAUGCUUACACAACAUAUGAGGUAUGGUGUAAUUUAA